Molecule: messenger RNA, 549 nt
Organism: Entrophospora sp. SA101
Lineage: Eukaryota; Fungi; Glomeromycota; Glomeromycetes; Entrophosporales; Entrophosporaceae
Source: the annotation of a GenBank genome assembly
AUGAACGACAAUCAUCAAGUUAAUCAAGAAAUUGGUUCAGCAAUUCAAAAUGCUACAAAUUUGGUUAAUGCCAUUACUUUGUUGAAUCCUGAUAUGGACUUUGAAAACGAUGAUGAAUUACAAGAAUGUGUUGCUAAAUGUAAAGCUUCUUCAGAGCAAUUAUUCAAAAUUAUACCUACAAUCUCUGGUGGUACUCAAUUAGGUCCUUUGCUACAAUGUAAUGAUCAAAUACAAGGAGCUUUAGAACUAUAUUCAAAAUAUUGUGAAGAUUGCAAAAAAUCAGAUUUGGAUGAUGUAACUUCUAAUUUCGAAAAGACAAAAUUACAAAAUAAUACUAGAGAAAAAAAAUCAUUUGAUUACACAAAGUCAAAUAAAGAAUUUGAUGAUUUAAUUGAUUUUGAUUCGUAUGUAUCAUCCACUGUCUAUUCCAAAAAUUUAACCGAUGAUCCCUUCGAGGAUCCUUUCGCCGAUCCCAUAUCACCUAGCAGAACGCCCGAUCCUGACGCAGAAAAAAAAAUCAAGACACAUCCUAAAUGGACUGAAGUUUAG